Messenger RNA from Cotesia glomerata, 1156 nucleotides. RefSeq lists its product as uncharacterized. The coding region runs from base 310 to 894 and encodes 194 amino acids. NCBI's taxonomy places the organism in Eukaryota, Metazoa, Arthropoda, Insecta, Hymenoptera, Braconidae. The transcript is spliced from 6 exons. The record is from RefSeq and is a predicted model, not a curated record.
ACGAAUUUUUAUGGCGGCAAAUAUUGAAUACUACGCUACUCAUUGUUAUUUACUAUAAAUGUUUUGAACAAUAUAUUGUUUAUCAUUAUAAUUAUAAUGAAUACAGAUAUUAUUAUACGAUUAAAAAUGAAAUCUGUAUAUAUUAAUAAUUCAGUUCACAAGUGUGUAUACUUGCAAAAUGAAGUUUUUGAUUUAUUUGAUUGAUAAACGUAGUAUAAAGUUUGCGAUCGUCAUUUAUUUAAAAAUAUCGAUUUGUUUGUAAUGACGCUUGGUUGUUGAAAUUGUUUAUUGGCAAUCUAAAAAAAAAUUAUGGGUGGAUGUAGCUUCCCGAAUUGUCACAACAGCAGCGAGAAAGGUUUCAAAGUUAUGCGGUUUCCUAGGUGCAUUGAUAUCAGGAACAAGUGGGUAACAGCUUGCAAAAUUUUGAAACCCAUUAAUGAAAAUUCUCGGCUGUGUGAGGGUCAUUUUAGUAAAGAAUUAUUUUAUCACGAAAAUAAUUUUUAUAAAUUAAGAAAAAACGUCAUCCCUGAUAUUUUGACACCGUCGCCUCAUAAACCUUUUGAUGCUGAUAUUAAUAAUGAUAAUGAUGAUGACGAUGAUGACUACUCAAUCAGCAGUAAGAGACGUAGGUCCGGAGUUUCAGAACUAACUGAACUCAGUAUUUCGACAAUAAAGUUUUAUAAUAAUUUCAAAUGGUUAAAUAAAGAUAUGGAGUGUAAAAUUUAUGUUUGGGAUUGGAAAUUUCACCAAAUGAGAAUAUUCAAGACUGCGAAGAAGUUUUUCCUGGAACCUCAUACAAUUCUAGCCAGCCAAGUAAUAAUUUUGAAAAGUCACCGCGAGAAUUACUCUUGGAGCAACAAAUCAACGAGCUUCUCAAGGAGAAUACAGCAUUAAAAAAAAAGGUUUCUCACAUGGCUGAAAAAUCAACUACGCUAGAUACUAACUUGAAAAAGUUUUUGAAUCCAGAUCAGCUGUUGUUUUUAAAAAGUAAUGCUUCUACGAAUUCUAAACCUUGGUCAGAGGAAACCAUCAAAAAAGGUUUAAGAAUUCGAUUACUGAUGGGUACUAAAGCUUAUAAAAGCUUAAGGGAUAUCGAAGGAUUUCCUUUGCCUGCGUUUUCUACACUUUACAGUAGACUAUCAGGUUUCAACUUUGC